AUGCCAGACAACACCAUGGCCAUCACUGGCGUGACAAAGUCUACAGACGGCGACGAAGACCAAUCUUUACCCACCAUGCAGCAGCCCAACCAAGAGUCGGCAUCAGUGCAAUCCCUGAUCACCAUGGAGGAGCUCGAAAUGUUCCAAUUGGUCAAGCAACAUGUGGAAGCCAAAGACCUUGACUACAACGACUUUUUAAAGACCAUACAUUUACUCUAUACCAGCGGCGUAUGUGAUGCCGAGUUCCUUGUGCAACAAAUUCAGCCUUACAUUGGAGACGACGCGUAUCUCUUUGACUGGUUCAAAUCCAUCUUGGGCUUGCAAGCAUCUCGUCGCACAUCCAUUCAGCCAACCAUCACUUCAAAUGAUACCAAAGCAUCGCCAUCCAUUCAAGAAGCCGAUCACGUGGAUGAAUGUACCACAAGUUAUCGCUACGCAUCCAAAGAAUGGAAGGAACAACCAUGUACAGGCAAAGACGCCCUAUGUCAUGAGGUGUUGAACAAUGACUAUGUAUCCCAUCCAAUAUGGCAACGAGAAGAUAGCGAUUUCCCUGCCACCAAAAAGAAUCUUCACGAACAAGAAAUGCAUGGCUGUGAGGAAGAGAGACACAAGUAUGAUUCAGCGAUUGACAUCAAUGCGAGUGCAGUUGCCUAUUUGGAGUCCAUGAUGGCAGCUGCGGCAGGUGAAUUUGCCAUCAAGGAGGAGAAAUUAGUGUUGAAUUCCGUCACCAUCUCAGCCAUCAAGCGAGUCUAUGACAGUCAAAGAGCUCAAGAGGUCCUCGGCAUGCUUCAAAAAUACCCCGUUCAGAUUGCUCCCAUUGUUAUAAAGCGAUUACGUCAAAAGGGUGCUCAAUGGAAACGAAAACAGUAUGAGUUAUUACCGAUAUGGCGAGAACGAGAUGCCAAGAAUUAUUAUCGCGCACUUGAUUAUGCAGCCUUGACGUUCCGAACAGUGGAUCGGAAGGCAACCACCACGCAAAAGAUUCUACAGGAGAUCAAAAAUAGGCAAGGGCAUUGGGCAUUUGAGUAUGGCGAAGACAUGAGCGUGAUGCAAGAUGUGGUCCACGUUAUCCUUUCGUAUGCAACACGGCAUCAUGCAAUUGUCGAUCGUGAUGUUAUUCGAAAUUUCCUUCAUCGAUUCAUGCCGUGGUUAUUUGGCUUGUACGGCAUUCCCGAAUUACAGCCUUCAUCCUCCGCCUCCUCUUCCUCUUUCUCUAACACCAUCAACAAUGAUACCACCACCUCAUCAUCCUCGCCAUCACAGCAACAACCUGCUGCCAUCGCAUCUUACCCGUAUCCAUCACUCCAACCCAUCGAUGUACUUGCUCAAUUACCAUCAUCAUCACAGCACCAACAACAACAAUAUUUUUAUCAUCUCACGCCAACAUCACCAUCAUCAUCAUCAACAACACAUUCAACAGCAUUUCCUUCCAAUCAUACCCUUCAUGAUCAUCAUCGACCUAUUUACCUGAAUCACGCGACCCCUCUGGCAACACCACCUUCAUCCGACCAUGUAGACUUUGAUAUCGAUGACGAUUUAAAGCAACCUCUUGUCAUUCUCGACAACAGCGAUGAUGAGAGCUUGGGUCAACGAUCGACUUAUUCAAGAUCAUCUUCACCCAUUUCGUUUUCACCCCCCGGUACAUCAGGUACCACAUUCGAGUCCCCUUAUCGUACCGGCUAUCCUAAAAGCACAUGCCUCUUUUGCAACGAUGACUUUUAUUGCUUUAUUCGCUAUUAUCAGAUUCUUUAUGAACGUCUCUUGUAUAUGAAGAAUCUCAAUCGUCCACGCUAUGUUAAUUCCGUUGCCCGAAGACUCAAGAUGGAUCAGCAUUUACCAAAAGAACCCAAGGACAAGACAUAUUAUGAAGAAUGUCUUGACGCCAUCGACAAGCUUUUUGGUCGUAAAAUAGGCGCUGCCAGAUUUGAAGAAAAGUUACGAUCCUUGUAUUCUGUGGAAGCGUACCCCAUGUUCACGAUCGAUAGACUUACCAUUGCCCUCAUCAAGAGUAUCAUUGCUUUUGACUCCAAGGCCAGGGAAGCCGUAAAAGACGAAAACAACCCUGUAUUUUUCCAAGAAUUCAAUGGUGGUAUCAGGCUGCAACUUUCACGUGUUGUGGCACAAAACAAAAAGCUCUUUGAAAUCAAUAUUGAUCAUGCCCAUCGACGCGUCGCAAUGACGGAUUGGUCUGCAAAAGACUAG
This is a messenger RNA of Lichtheimia ornata, 2202 nucleotides long. RefSeq lists its product as uncharacterized. The transcript is spliced from 8 exons. The coding region runs from base 1 to 2202 and encodes 733 amino acids. Lineage: Eukaryota; Fungi; Mucoromycota; Mucoromycetes; Mucorales; Lichtheimiaceae. Gene Ontology annotation, molecular function: transcription corepressor activity. The record is from RefSeq and is a predicted model, not a curated record. Gene Ontology annotation, biological process: regulation of DNA-templated transcription.